Priapulus caudatus is the source of this 1957-nucleotide messenger RNA. Its product is annotated as short transient receptor potential channel 7-like. The record is from RefSeq and is a predicted model, not a curated record. Gene Ontology annotation, biological process: manganese ion transport; regulation of cytosolic calcium ion concentration; calcium ion transmembrane transport. Gene Ontology annotation, molecular function: store-operated calcium channel activity; inositol 1,4,5 trisphosphate binding. Gene Ontology annotation, cellular component: membrane; cation channel complex. The coding region runs from base 16 to 672 and encodes 218 amino acids. NCBI's taxonomy places the organism in Eukaryota, Metazoa, Priapulida, Priapulimorpha, Priapulimorphida, Priapulidae. The transcript is spliced from 6 exons.
UUAUAUGGAGCCUACAUGUUUUCAAUGGUGGUCGUGAUGUUGAAUAUGCUCAUUGCCAUGAUGAGUAACUCUUUUCAACAGAUCCAGAAUGACGAGGACGUAGAGUGGAAGUUUGCGCGCUCUAAACUCUGGAUCAACUUCAUCGAAGAUGGCGACACGUUACCCGUACCCUACAACAUCAUCCCGAAUCCCAAGUGGCUCAUGAGAUACUUGUACGCAUGCGCGAAGAAGAUUCAAUCGUCGACAGACUCCGAGGAGGAGUCGCCGUCCGAGGAUAUGGCGUACGAGAAUCACCUGUAUAGAAGUCCAGGUGUCAGCACUGAGACUCUAGGGGGCAGCCUCCGCUCUCUACCAACGACAAAGUACAAGAAGAUCAUGCAGCUGCUCGUGCGGCGCUACAUUCACGGAGUCGCCUACUCGGACGAGUCGAACAACCUGCUCAUAGAACAAGUGUAUGGGCCCAAUUCUGCAAAACCUGGUAAAAAUACGAAACGAUUGUUAUCGUCCAUGGAUUCGGUUUUCACGGAUUACAGUCCAACUGGUGGCCAGGAUCACAUUCCGCACGUAGGCCCUCACGACCACGUCACCUCGCCCAGUGUUAGCUCUCAAGACCAUCUCGGCAACCCUCCGCCGAAAGAAAAUGGAAUCAUGCUUUCUGUGUCACGUCUAUAAGGUUUUAGUAACAGCACCGCAUGUACACGCAGGGCGGAUUUAGACAUGGUUAGGCCCCAAUAAAGCUAAGCUAUAUUAUAAUAUAUACAUAUAUAUAUAUAAACUAUGGGAAGCUGUAGAGGCCCUAUUUGGCAAUUGGUAACAGAGAAUAAGGCUUGUAACAACUGAACUUAGCAAGAAUGCCACGUUAAUUAGGUUAAAUCAUUACUUAAUAUAAAUUAUAAUAAAACUAACAAAUGAAAAAAUCGGAGAUUUUGAGAGGGCCCUUCAGACUUGAGGCCCCAAGCUGUAGCUUGUUUAGCUCAUGCCUAACUCAGGUCCUCACCGCACGCAUAAAUAGGCCUGUACCGUAGUACUAUGCUUCUUGGAGACCCUAUUUGGCCGUAUACGUGUUGUUAUUGUAAGCCUACUAUCUACUAGAAUCAAAUAUACUCAUACAAGUGUAUUAUAAUUGUGGCCACAUUAACUGGAAAGCUACAGCUUCAAUUCAUUAAGGUAUUUCACGGUUUGGUGAGAAUACACUGUAGCGCCGUACAUGAAUUGGCUCUCUUGGGCUCUUGUUACGUUGGUGCACUGUUCUUAAGAUUCUCUAUCUUACUGUGAUGCUUAGUGAUAUAGUGGUGGGGAAAACCUGCAAAUGUUGUCACCAGUAUUGGGAAGACAUGGAGAAACAUUAUUAAGCAAAUAAUUAAUAUUAUUGAACUAAAAUUUGAGAUGGAAAACAGAUUGUGGGAUCCUUAAAUUGAUAUAAAAACACUUAAGAAUCUUGCAUCCAACUGAACCUUAUUUGCACACAGCAUGAAAAUUAUUCACUCAUGUAAGAUGUAGCCUAAAAAAUGCUACCAAAUCAUUCUCGUAAACCAGUUGCAUAUCAGUCUGCCGUGAAAAAAGAUAUUAGAUUCAACGUGACAACGCUUUGAGAAAGAAUUACGAAGCGACCAAAUAAUAUAAAUCUUACAUUAAAUUUGUUUAAAAGAACAAUUUGUCAUUGAUGUUGCAUAACCAUAAGAAUAUUUUUGUUAGUACACAUUCGUCAGCUGUCAAAACAACUCGACAGUGAAGUGUGUGUGUUGUAUGACAUCUCAGUAUGUGUAAGGAAGGGAAGAAAGCAAUUGAAUAAUUAAUUAAUUGCAAGCAUUGGGCAAUGUAUAUAUUGAUAGUGUGCAUAUAUUUGCUGAUGAAUCUUUUUUCACUGUAUAUUUUAUACACCGCUUACUUUUUGCUGUUCAUCUAAAAUAAAUUGCAUCAGUGUGUAUUUGCUCAAAAUGCCUGUUUGCUUACUUGU